AUGUAUGAACAAAACGAAGAAAAAGAGGACGAUAGCAAAACUACGGAAAGCAACGAGGAAACUAAAACUCGACAACAAAAAAAUGCUGCAAAGAAAGCUCGACAGUUCAGUUUCGAGACGAUGUUCACGGAAGUCAUGCAAAGCGCUCUCACGCGAACAACUGAAACCUUCGGUAAAGAAGGCGUCGAAAAAACAGCCGACGAUAACAAACGUUUUCAUCGAGAGCAGUCCAAGUCUAUCAGAGAACAUCACUAUGCUUUUGAUGAAUUUGUAAGCUCUUCGUUGUCAAAACCAGCUGGAACAUCAGUUGAAGAUUUAGAAAGUGACGAUGAUUUUGGAGAAUUUUUUGUCCCAUUACCUGAAGGCUUUGUGCCAGAUAAAAAAAUAUUCGAGACAAAAAAAACCACGGACUGCGAUGGUGAUGAUGAUGAAUUCGAUGAUUUGGAUGAUGGAGUUCCUGUUGUUGACUUAAUACCUGCUGCUUCAGAAGCACAGUUGCGUCAUGGGAAGAAACCGGUGUCGGCACUGGCGUUUGAUCAUCAAGGUACGAAAUUUGCUAGUGGUGGAUAUGAUUACACUGUGAAUUUAUUUGAAUUUCAGAAGAUGGAUUUAAGUUUACGAUCUUCACGUGAGCUUAUGCCUUGUGAAAGUCAUAUCAUCAAUGGAUUAGCGUUUAGUUCGAACGGUGAAAAGUUGCUAGUUGCUAGUGGUCAUGCACAAAUUCGUAUCCUAGAUCGACAGGGUAAACAAUGGGCUGAAACUGUUCGUGGUGAUCAAUAUUUGGUUGAUUUGUCUAAUACCAAAGGACACUCAGGAUCUGUCAAUUCUUGCUGUUGGCAUCCAGUUGUGAAAACAGAAUUCUUGUCUUGCGCUAAUGAUGGAACUUUGAGAAUUUGGUCUACAGAUGAUUACAAAGAAAUCACACAUUGUAUCAAUAAGCAGCGUAAAGUAAUCAAAACAAAAAGUGCUAGUGGCAAAAGAACUAUACCGACGACAUGUUGUUAUUCUCGAGAUGGGAAAUAUAUUGCGGCUGGAUGUGAUGAUGGAUCUAUACAAAUAUGGAAGCAUGGAAAUCUUUAUGUUAAUACCGCGUAUUUGAAUAGAACAGCUCAUACCGCAUCGGUUACUUCAUUGCAAUUUUCACCAAACAGUAAACAAAUUCUCUCAAGAUCACUUGAUGGCACGUUAAAGUUAUGGCAACUUGAAGCAUUUAAUAAACCAUGCCAUAUUGUGGAGGAUUUGAAAAAUGAAUUUAUAAGCACAGACUGCGGUUUUGCGCCUCAUGGUGAAAUGGUCUAUACUGGUACUUCUUUUGAUGAUAAGAAUGGAUCUGAUGGAGUGCUCGCUUUUUUUGAUUCGAAAUCCUUCGAUCUUAUUUAUCGAAUCACGUACCCAAAUUUAAGUUGUAUUAGGAUCUCUUGGCAGCCAAAAAUUAAUCAAAUACUUGUUGGUUUGAGUGAUGGUUCACUCCGAUUGUAUUAUGAUCCUGUAAGCAGUUUAAGAGGUGCUUUACUUUGUGUUUCACGGCCACUGAGAAGGGCUCGUCAACAGGAAGUAAUUCGUGAAGAAUUAGUGCUAUCACCACUGACCUUAGAAAUGUUCCAACCAAGAGGUGAGGAAGGUGAGGAAAAGGAAGUUACAACUUGGCGACUGAAGAAAUAUUUGCGUAUGAUGGACAACAGAUUGCGUCCUGACUUCCGAAAGCCUGCUGAUAUGCCGAUGAGUGGACCAAGUUCGGGUGGUCGAGUAGCUGCUUCAGGUGGAACAUUGCAUUCGUAUAUCGCUAAACAAGUAGGUACAAAAAGGAAUCGUGAUUUCCUUGCGGAUACUGAUGUCCGUGCUUCUAUUUUACGUCAUGCUGAAGAGGCGGAGAAAAACCCAUACUAUGUCACGAAGGCAUAUCUGAAAAAUCAACCAGUUACAAUUUUUCAAGAAAAGACAACCGCCCCAGAAGAGGAAGAAGAAAUUGAUAAAGAACUAGAACCACUGUAUAAGAUUUCAAAAAAGUAA
Molecule: messenger RNA, 2010 nt
Organism: Brugia malayi
Lineage: Eukaryota; Metazoa; Nematoda; Chromadorea; Rhabditida; Onchocercidae
Gene: Bma-gad-1
Exons: 16
Coding region: 1-2010 (669 amino acids)
Biological process (GO): regulation of DNA double-strand break processing
Cellular component (GO): nucleus; site of double-strand break
Molecular function (GO): protein binding
Source: RefSeq, a predicted model, not a curated record